Molecule: messenger RNA, 721 nt
Organism: Brassica napus (rape)
Lineage: Eukaryota; Viridiplantae; Streptophyta; Magnoliopsida; Brassicales; Brassicaceae
Exons: 4
Coding region: 1-450 (149 amino acids)
Source: RefSeq, a predicted model, not a curated record
AUGGAUGUUGGGAUGUUGCAUCAAGGUUUGAUUGAUGUUCGUUUGAUUCGAGAGCGUUCGAUUUUGUCGUAUGAUGCCUCCGAGGUUGUUCCACGAGGGUCGACUCAGUCUUGUCCUAGCUCACCCGAGUUUGAUUCUAGUGUGGAUGAUUUAGCUUCUCCGAAGAAUCAACCAGGAGCAGAUGAUGUAUGUGAGUCUAAAGUUGGGGCUGAUCUUUUGGACAUCUUUCGUAGAAAGGAAGAAACAUUAGCUCUAGAUGCACGAUUUGGAGAUAGCAAACUAAACCUUGUCUCGCCCUCACUGUCACCAUUAAUCCCAUCUCCAUCUCGUGUCAAAGGAGGAGGUUGUGGUCGAGUAAAGUUUGGGAUUAAAUCUGCAGCUGUUAGAGUAGAAGGAUUCGAUUGCUUAGACAGGGACCGCCAAAACUCAAGCAUACCUGCCAUGGCUUAGGAACGCCAAAACUCAAGCAUACCCACAGGUUUUGUUAUUUAUCCCUUCAAGUAGUUGUUUUCAUUUUUUUGUGGAUUGUGAAUGAUCUUUAUAACUUUCUUUGAUCCUGCCGUUAAACGAACACUCAACGUUUUGAACUCGUCUACCAAUUUUUAUUUAUGCUUUUCUUCCAUAUUUGUUUAAAAUUUAUAAUUAUAAAUUUGUAUUUCUAUUUUUAAUAUGUUUUUAUGUCACAUUUGUUUAAAUUAUAUGAAAUCCAAUAAUUUAUAAA